GUUACGUGUUAGCCUCUUAAGCCUAUGUUCACGAAAAGGAGGUGAACUUUCACAAAUUUCCAUGUAGUUUUUCGAAAGCAAUGAUGAAUUUAAAACUUUAUCUUUGUUUCGUUGCCCACAUUUUUUCUUCUCAUGUAGUUCUGGUAACCUCGGCUGCAAAUCAGUGUGUACCUGUGCUUGAUAACAAAUGUACUAGCGAACCAGGAUCUAACAAUCUCACAAGGUUUCCAAAUGCCCUCGGCCAUUCUGAUUAUACGGCAUCUGAAGGGGAGUUUCAUCAGUUCUUGAAUCUGAUCGAUUCCUCCUGUAGUCCAUCCCUUCUACCGUUCCUGUGCAGCGCUUUCUAUCCGAAAUGUGAUCCACUGACAAAUACUGUUUUGCCGCCAUGUGCAACGGAAUGUGUUAAAUCUUUGUCACAAUGUUCUUUUCUGUUUACAUUUUAUGGAUUCAACUGGCCUAGCAAUCUCAGCUGUGACCGUUUUAGUGAUGGAAGCCAUUGUCCUCAACCAGGUGUUUCUACCUGCUCCACCGAUGUGAAGAAAUAUACAGAAAAACCAUGCUUAGAAUACACCAAGAAAGCAGCCACCAACACGUCCACAUAUUGGUUUGGGUCCAAUUACAACACCGUGUGUCCGAAAGAAAGCGCCACGUCGUUCAACUGUACCAAUUCCCGCCAGGGGACAGCCGACAGCAUAGCAAGUCGUCUACAGCUUGAUCUAUCGCAACUGGACCGAACUGUCAACAUUACAUACACGCAUGGUGAAGGAUCCUAUGAAUCGUGUGGAUCAAAAAUUAGAGUUUGGAAUGGUAACUACAUUGAAGUCCAGCCCGGUGACGGAGUUUAUAAAGCUUACGACGUACACCAGUUUCCAAAAAUUCAGUGGCAUGCUGCAAAGAGCGAACUUGACUCUCUUAUUGUUUAUGACGUUGGAAAUUUAUACGUUCAUGGUAUAUAUGUGAACAUUGUCCAUGGAGAAAUUUCAUCAGGACAAGUUCUGAAGUCAUAUUUACACCCCAUCCCACCCCAGACGGAACCAAAUCCUUUUGCGUUUCUGGUGUUUAAGCAGUCCAGUUCUCUGGCAGUCUCUGACGCUACCAAACAAAUUCUCCUGCAAACGACAGCUUUAGCAGCCAUCACGAAGACCCUUGAAUUGACAGGUCCAGUAGCUCUGAACUGGAUAAAUGUUGUCCGGGAUCCUUACGCCAUUGAGGGUCUGGUGGACUUGCACAUAGCCGACCUGUGUCCAUACCUGGAAACUGAAGCACUUUUAAAACACAACCGUUCCUUUAUUCACUCUGAUACGUUCCUGGACGUGGCUUUGUCUGUGACGUUCAACCCCUCAGCGACAAUAUACACGUCUUGUUGCUCCACACACACUGUAACUGCGAAAACAUUAACUCUAAAGUCUCUGGCACCGACAUAUGUUGACACCGCAGACGUUCGCACCGAGGCAGCCCCGACCAUAAGUUUCUACAAGGCUGGACUUAUUUCGCUGAAUAGAGUCACUGAUACUUAUACUCUGAUUUGCAUUGAUCCCGACGUAAGCAAGAGCCAUUCCCCCAUUAUUCAUUGGAUGGUAACAAAUAUACCCGACGGCAACAUUCAAAAUGGACAGACUGUGUUGCCCUAUAUUGGACCAAUGCCACCACCGGGCAAGAACCACACAUACUACUUCCUUCUGUAUAAACAGUCGUCCCCGGUAGAUGCCUCCACUGUCGAUGGUUAUGCCGGACCUCACUGCCAGGGAAGAUGUCUUUUUGACAUAAAUCGUUUUGUGGCCAACAACCACAUGACGCUGAGUGGUGCGCGUUGGAUGAUUGCGCACAAUGACGCCUACAUACGUCAUUUAUACGUCACACAGCGUGGAAUGGAUGAACAUGCUGUCUGCCAUGGCGUCUCUGGCUACAGUGCUAACUGUCAUGAAAGUAUUGUUGUCGUUGGAUAGAGUCUUUAGCUCACCAAAAAAUACACUCUUUAAAACUC
Magallana angulata is the source of this 1984-nucleotide messenger RNA. RefSeq lists its product as uncharacterized. Bases 81 to 1946 code for a protein of 621 amino acids. The record is from RefSeq and is a predicted model, not a curated record. The transcript has 9 exons. Gene Ontology annotation, molecular function: protein binding. Lineage: Eukaryota; Metazoa; Mollusca; Bivalvia; Ostreida; Ostreidae.